Cuscuta europaea is the source of this 1266-nucleotide messenger RNA. The record is from the annotation of a GenBank genome assembly. Lineage: Eukaryota; Viridiplantae; Streptophyta; Magnoliopsida; Solanales; Convolvulaceae.
UGAACAUUCGCGAGUCUAGGGUUAGUUUUGGGGGACCGGCGACGUCGUCCACGGCGGCGCUCUGUGUUCGAGUAAUUAGUUUCAGUGGACGGUACGGGAACGUGAUAUGGAAAUUGUAAGCUGGAAUUGCCGAGGCCUCGGUAAUUUGGCGACGGUGCAAGUUUUGAUAGACGUAGUUCAGUCCAAACGACCGGGAGUCCUCUUUCUGAUGGAAACGAAGGUGAACAGGGACAAAUGUGAGGAGUUGAAGACGCAAUUGGGUUUUUGCAGUUGUUUCGCCGUAGACAGUUUCGGACAGAGUGGAGGCCUCUGUUUAAUGUGGCGUGAUGGUAUAGAACUGCAGGUCUGUAACUAUGAAGCCAACUUUAUCGAUAGUUUGGUUAAAUUUGAGACCGAUGACACACAGUGGAGGUUUACAUGAUACCAUGGCUAUCCUGAGAGGAAUAGAAGAAGGGAUUCCUGGGAUUUACUUAAACGUUUGUCUCGUGCAUCAGAUAAACCAUGGCUCCUCAUGGGCGAUUUUAAUGAUAUUCUCUUUGAAAGUGAACGCAGGAGGAGACUGCCCCAGCCGCUAUGGCUUCUCAGAGGCCUCCGGAAGCAGUAAGUAGCAGUGGUCUCACAAAUGUUCCAUUUGAAGGCUAUCAAUGGACUUGGGAGCGGGGCAGAGGUACGCCAAGGUGGAUUGAAGAGAAGUUGGACAGAAUUUUAGCGAAUGAAGAUUCGUUAUCUGUUUGAUAACUAUAAAGCUUGCUCUUUGGAGGGCCCUUCAAGUGACCAUCUCAUGCUACAUAUCAGGCUGGCUAGAAUCAGGGGAGGAAGACGGAAAACUUCUUUUAAAUUUGAAAACAUGUGGUUGCAGGAAGCAGAAUGUAGAGAAGUAGUCCAAAGGGCUUGGAUAAAUUCUCAAAAUCUGGCGGUUUGGCAACGUUUACCGGAGGGGCGGAUCCAGUAAUGAAGUAAUGAAGAGUGAGGUGAGUUUAGCGGGAAAAAAUUGUUAUUGCAAACAAAAAGUUUAGCUUAGGCUGCUUAGGGCCGUAAUCCAAUUGAGUUUUUUUCGAACUACGCGAAUUCGAGCGCGAUUUCAAAUUUAAUUUAGUGAUCUGAGCUUAAGAAGCUUUUUUUAACUCGAACACGAGCUAGAUUUUGAGUUCGAAUAGUUGUUCAAGCUGAGUUCGAGAAUAGUGAUAUUCGGUUUGAUCCGGACUCGAGUCUGUCAAUAACUCGUAAAUUAUAGGAAUAAAUUUUAUUUAUCUUAAUAUUUAAACA